CUGUCUCACCCUUGACACGCACACAGCCGAAACUUGAAGAGGUCCGUAAUCCCCUAACUAAAGCUCAUUUAUUUUACUCACUGAAACCUCACAGUCACAGACGCCGGAGAUAACCGCCGAUCAAACCAUAGGAAGAAGAUGGGGACCCUUGGCAGAGCCAUAUACACCGUCGGAUUCUGGAUUCGCGAGACCGGUCAGGCCCUUGAUCGCCUUGGUUGCCGCCUCCAAGGCAACUACUACUUCCAGGAGCAGCUGUCAAGACAUCGAACUCUCAUGAACAUAUUUGACAAAGCCCCUGCGGUUGAUAAGGAUGCAUUUGUAGCCCCCAGUGCCUCUAUCAUUGGGGAUGUUCAAGUUGGAAGGGGGUCAUCUAUUUGGUACGGUUGUGUUUUGAGAGGUGAUGUGAACAGCAUUAGCGUUGGAGCUGGAACUAAUAUACAAGACAAUUCCCUUGUGCAUGUGGCAAAAUCUAAUCUAAAUGGGAAAGUGCUACCAACUAUAAUUGGAGACAAUGUUACUAUAGGACAUAGUGCCGUUUUACAUGGCUGUAUUGUUGAGGAUGAAGCUUUUGUUGGCAUGGGAGCAAUGCUUCUUGAUGGUGUUGUUGUCGAGAAACAUGGCAUGGUUGCUGCUGGAGCCCUUGUGAGACAAAACGCUAGGAUUCCUGCAGGAGAGGUGUGGGGAGGCAAUCCAGCAAAGUUUCUGAGAAAGCUAACUGAUGAAGAGAUUGCCUUUAUUUCACAGUCAGCCACCAAUUAUUCCAAUCUUGCACAGGUUCAUGCUGCUGAGAAUGCUAAGCCUUUUGAUGAAAUUGAGUUUGAGAAGGUACUUCGCAAGAAAUUUGCCCGUCGCGAUGAAGAGUAUGACUCAAUGCUGGGUGUGGUUCGGGAAACUCCUCCUGAGCUUAUACUUCCAGAUAAUGUCCUACCAGAUAAAGCACCCAGGGCAAAAUGAGGUUUUUCAAGAGAAAUGCAGUCCAUGCUUCUGAUAUUGAAUUAUUUGAGGGAUGGUGCAACUAACUAGCUAACGUUGGCAGUCAAAAGUAAUUAUUGCGUGAUUCACGUGUGAAUAUGCAUGGAGGACAAUAGUGUUGCUGCAGAUUUGCGAUUGUUUCUGCCGUUACAGGAACCCUUUUGGACAUCACCUGAUCAACUAUUAAAACUUUAUAUACAUUAUGCAUGUGUUGAUGGUCUGCUAUCCUUAAGAUAUGUGUAUUUUGCUGUAACAAAGAAAUGAAAGAUGAAUCAAGGGAGAAUUGUUGAA
This is a messenger RNA of Hevea brasiliensis (rubber tree), 1263 nucleotides long. Its product is annotated as gamma carbonic anhydrase 1, mitochondrial. The transcript has 6 exons. The coding region runs from base 139 to 954 and encodes 271 amino acids. The record is from RefSeq and is a predicted model, not a curated record. Lineage: Eukaryota; Viridiplantae; Streptophyta; Magnoliopsida; Malpighiales; Euphorbiaceae.